Oxyura jamaicensis (ruddy duck) is the source of this 4159-nucleotide messenger RNA. RefSeq names its product MAF bZIP transcription factor G (gene MAFG). Gene Ontology annotation, cellular component: nucleus. The record is from RefSeq and is a predicted model, not a curated record. Gene Ontology annotation, molecular function: DNA-binding transcription factor activity, RNA polymerase II-specific; RNA polymerase II cis-regulatory region sequence-specific DNA binding. Gene Ontology annotation, biological process: regulation of epidermal cell differentiation; regulation of transcription by RNA polymerase II. NCBI's taxonomy places the organism in Eukaryota, Metazoa, Chordata, Aves, Anseriformes, Anatidae. The coding region runs from base 3246 to 3734 and encodes 162 amino acids. The transcript has 3 exons.
UAAUUGGGGAAAUUGCCUGAUCUGUUUGGAUUCCUGGGAGGACCAUGUGAACUCAUUUGCACAAAAGCAAACAAACAGAAUGUGAAAUCCACGCUGGGGGAGAGCGUUCUCGUGCUGUGUGCCCGACAGCUGGCAGCUAAACCACACACUUCUGUGCGUGCUGUGCAGCAGAGGCCGCGGUGGAGCUCGACCCCUUCCUUUGCCCCCACAUCCCUGCAGAUGGGCCUCCCUCCCGGCGCCGUCCCGGCCAGCCUGCGCCGGAGCAGCUGACGUCACCGUGUUUACACUGGGCUCGUGGCACGGUUCUGCGAUCAGGAAUGUGGAGAAUGGGGCCUGCGUUGAAUCAUGCGCGGUGUUGUCAGCUCUCUUGUGGUGCUUUUAAGCUGAGGAAAGAAUUGGCUGCACUUGUGCUGAGUUCAGGCCUUCUGAGCUCUGGGGAAAUGUGUUGAGGCUGCAUUUUCUUCACUGCAGUCAUCACAUUUGGCUCUUUUCGGUGUGAUCUUUCUUUGGGAAGAUAUCAAAUGCUGAGAAAUCAGCAGUCUGGAGAGUUAAACCAAGUUUGGUCUGUCUCAGUGCCAGCUCUCUGUGUGUCCUCUGGGCCAGCCGCCAGAUAGCCCCAUCUCCGUUCCUUUAAACGUGGCCAGAAGACAGACACCAGCUAGUUCCCAGGCUGUUCUUCACGUUCUGUUUGGCAGGGUUGUGUGUUGCUGCACCUCUGUUUUGGUCCUCCUGGAAAGGGGGCUGUGGGAUAAGGGGAGGAGAAAUCACCAGGUGCUUUCAGGCAUGGCCUUGUUACAGAGCAGAGGCUGCUCUGAGAAACAAGGCCUGACAGAGUUUUGUUCCUCUGGGUAAAAAUGCUCAAGUCCAAGGAAGUUAAUUUGCUGUUGCAAGGGGGCUGGAACCAGUCUCUUCUUUUGUCUGAUUGCUGAUAGCUCUCUUGACCCCAUCCCAGCUUUUGGGGCCGUCACAGUCUGCUGGUUAACCCCAGCAGUGGUCCCAGCUACAGACCCUUUUGGUUCGCAUCUACGCUGACUUUCCUCACAGCAGCUCUCAGGUCUGAAAGUGGUUUGGCUGUGGGUUUGGGAGGUUCCAGUGAGGUUCAUUGAAAUUGCUCCUCCUGGCAGCAUUGAAAAAGUCACUUCAUCACCUUUUAGCUAUAUGACGUAGGUAGAAGUUCUAGUGCUUGACAGACCUUUGGAUUCUCCCGGUAAAGGGUUUUGCUGAGCAGAUUUGGCUGUAAACGUGAACGUUCAAUUUCAGCCCACAGGUUAGUCCGUUCUUUAGCAUUUCCAUUUGUGGGUUUAUAUAGAUUUAACAGAAAUCGUGAUGCAAAGGAUGGAGUAAGUCAUUGACUUUGUAGGGUCUAGACUGUGUGAGCACCCCUCCUGAUUCUGCAGCCUGCCCCAAGAAGCUCUCUUCCCUGUGCCCUGCCUGGUGCGGCACGGUUGUUGCCUUGUUUGUUUUUUUCAGCUCCGCUAUAAUGAAGGAAGUUUGAGCAUUUGCCAGACAGCUGAGAAUUGUUUAGCACUGCAAGGCAAACAAAUUUCUGCAGCACCACUGACUGUAGCUGCCCUUGGUCCCUUGUGCUCACCAGAGAGCAGCGCAGAGAGGUGCUGAGGUGGUGAUAUUUUUAGCUCCUCCAGUGAUUACCUUCCUUCUGUCCCUUUCCCCGGUGGGCAUUUUGUUUGCCAAGGGGGAACGGAGGAAAGAAAUAGAAUGGUAUGGGAAAGUGAAGAACUGAUCUUCACAAAGCAAUAGCUUGUGUGUGAUCCAUCCUUUUUGCCUGCUUCAGUGCAGCUACCUCCGUUGGCUGGCAAAGUGACCCUUUUACGCUAGCACUGUCAGGUUGUAGCGGACAUCUCAUUGCAAGGAACAUUGUCCUCCGGGUAUAAAUAGCCUGCCUCCUGGCAGGCUCGAGUCUUUGGGAACAUCUGAAUUUUACUUCUCUGCCAGGUGUCCUAGAGAAUGCUGAACUCACUCACCUCUAACAGGCAGUAGAUGCACUGUGGGGAGCCUGAGCCACAGCUGCCAGAAGAGCAGAAGUUCAUAUUUGCUGACUUGUACAUCUUGGCUUGAUCUUAGCUAUAACUCUAGCCUUUAAAUCUAGCAACCAAAAUAGUAGCAAACUAAAUUGCCGUUGACUGGGACUGAAGGUACAAAGGUGCUUGUGGACUGCACUUGUGCAAGAAUGCUUGCCUUGCUUAAGGACACUUUCAGUUCCGGAUUGUUUGAGACACAGACAUGAUUGUCAAGUGAUAUCUGAGGGUUCAAUUCAUUGGGUGGUGCAGCAGCAUUCUGAACUAAAGCCUGAGAGGAGGAGGUAUGUGGGGACAGAAACAGGAGCUCAGGUAUGAUUCAGUAUAAAAACAAGCUUGUGAGUUGCUCAUAUCAGUGCUGAAAUCCCACCUUCCCUGGUAGUGAAGGAGUCUGCUCUCCUCUGGUUUUGGUCUCCCUUAAUCUUUGUUUUAUCGUGAGUGUAUCUUGGCUCUGAAGAUAAGGGAGGGAGACGGUGGUGCUGUCCUGGCAUUGCCACAGACUGAUAGGGACUUCCUUACAGAAAAGACCUGCAACUGGGGGUCAGCUUUGGGUGACUGGGAGAGGUGGGGGCUGCUGAGGUGUCAGCACAAACUUGCGCUGGCAUCCCAGCGUGUCCACGUGCUUGCUUGUGCGGCAGCGUCAGGUUGCAGGUCUUUGACUUCAAUCUAAAUGUAGUGACUUUGGGAAGCAGAGAAAGUUUGGAGAGGAGUGACUGCAGUAAUGGUGUUCUGUGCCCAGGGAGCUGCGCUGGGGAGGCAAAGGCUUCCCCUCUUCUUGCUGCUCAUGAACCGUGCUGUUUUGUGUCCUUGGGAUCACCAGGAGUCUGGUAGGACUCUUGUCCUGAGGAGUUUCUGGUUGUGCUCGGGCAGUGGCUGGGGAGGGUGUGCUGGAGUGGCCAGAUGCCUCGCCAUGCCUGGGGGCUGCAAGGAUGAAGCUGGGAGCAAGAGGUGCAGGCUGCCAGCGUGCUGAGUCAGCGUGACUGGCCCGGAGCAGGCGUGCUCUGGACGCAGCCUGCUGCCUGCCAGGCUAUUUUUAAAGAUGUGGCUUCCGUGUAUUCUGGCUCCUCCUAGUUUUUUUUAAUUUUCCCCCACCCCAAACAAAAAACAGCAUUGCUGCAAGUCUCCAUGGGCGUAGGGGUGUGGAAGGGCAGCACUUUCUGCUCGAGGACAGAAUCUGUCGCUUAACCUGACUGACAAGGCUGUCGUGUUAUGACGACCCCCAACAAAGGAAACAAGGCCUUGAAGGUGAAGCGGGAGCCAGGCGAGAAUGGGACCAGCUUGACAGAUGAGGAGCUGGUGACCAUGUCUGUGCGGGAGCUGAACCAGCAUCUACGAGGCCUGUCAAAGGAGGAGAUCAUCCAGCUGAAGCAGCGUCGCCGCACGCUGAAGAACCGAGGCUACGCAGCCAGCUGUAGGGUCAAGCGCGUUACCCAGAAGGAGGAACUGGAGAAGCAGAAGGCAGAGCUGCAGCAGGAGGUGGAGAAGCUGGCCUCUGAGAACGCCAGCAUGAAAAUGGAACUCGAUGCUCUCCGCUCCAAAUACGAGGCACUCCAGAACUUCGCCAGAACCGUGGCCCGGAGCCCUGUCACCCCUGUGCGGGGGCCUCUCACCUCCAGCAUGGGGCCCCUUGUCCCUGGCAAGGUUGCUACUACUAGUGUCAUCACAAUAGUGAAAUCCAAAACGGACGCCCGGUCUUAGUGAAGCGAGUGUUGCCUGAGCUUGUCUGUGCAGGGCAAUUAGGCACAAAACCAGCCUGGAAUCCCCAAAGCACAAAACCUCCCCACACGGGUCCGGUUUCCUUCUUCUUGGCCCAGGACUGGCCUGCUGAUCGCUCUGGUUUUAUUUUGUGUGAGCAGUGGUGAUGCAUCCCUUGUCCUGUGCAGACAGAACCUCCCACCCAGCAGUCUGUAGCCCUCAGCUGCCCUUGGGACAGACUGUGAGAUCUUGGUGUUCUAGCCGAAGGAAGUCUGCGCAGCGUGGCCGACGGCGCAGCAAGUGGGCUUGGUGGCUUGGGGGAGGCCUGGAGGGAGGCUUUCUUCCUGGAGGUUGGGAACCCCGGUUUUCAGUCACUUCCAACGGCUUUAUUUCAUUACUCUUCCAGGUGGUGUAUUGCGGUGCCUGAC